AUGUGUAACUCUCUUCAUGCAGGGCUCUCUCAUCUGGUGAGAACACAGCAGGUUGUCACAGCAACCCUGGGAGAAGAUGCAGUCUUAACCUGUGAGCUCAUGACACCCAAAGACGUGCUGCAAGUCACCUGGGAAAAAAAUGACACGGAAAAAAACAUUGGCUCCUAUAGCAACCGAUUUGGACCAGUAGUCAACCCACCUUUUCAGAGGAACGUGGAGUUUGAAGACGAGGGUCUGCAGAACUGCUCUAUCGUCAUCAGAGGAGUGUCAAGAGGAGACGAGUCCUGCUACAAGUGUCUGUUUAACACCUUUCCAGAUGGACCAGUCAGUGGAACCACCUGCCUCCAUGUAAAUGAGCUGUAUGAACCCUCACUCCUCAUCACACAAACCAACAACAGUCACACCACUCUGUCCUGUUCUGCUACUGCACGACCUGUUCCUAUAAUUCCCUGGGACAACACAGACAUUCUAGAAAAUUCCACAAUGGCCAAUGUCACCCAUCUCAAUGGAACUGUCACUGUCACCAUAACUUUUACGCUGGCAGCAUUCAGUCUACCUGACAAAGACACCAGGGUUGGCUGUAUGGUGUCACUGUUCUCUGGAGGUGUCACCAAAAACGUAUCCAUGGUUAUUCCAGCUAGAACUCAAGCUUCAUUUCCUGGUGUACCUGAGGUCACUGAUGGUGACAGGAUCAGAGGGAUUGGUGCAGUGAUGAGUUCACUGUGUCUCAUUGCUGUGUGCUGUGGAACUGUGGCACUGUGGCGCAAACAGAGGCAUACAAUGAGAAGCCCAAAUCCCACAGCCCAUGAUGAGGAACCCUCAACCCUCAACAUGAUGACCCUGAAAUCCAGAGGUCUAAUCUAACACAUAUUCAAAUGAGUUGCAUUCCUGCAUCGUUGUUCUGAUGUUACUCAUGUCACUUACAUACUUCAUAAAACAAAUAUGUUAAU
This is a messenger RNA of Oncorhynchus gorbuscha (pink salmon), 950 nucleotides long. Its product is annotated as OX-2 membrane glycoprotein-like. Gene Ontology annotation, molecular function: cell-cell adhesion mediator activity. Lineage: Eukaryota; Metazoa; Chordata; Actinopteri; Salmoniformes; Salmonidae. The record is from RefSeq and is a predicted model, not a curated record.